AGAGGCAACUCCCUACAGACCAUCCAGUCCAAGAUCUGUGCAAUCGCGUGGUAUCAUCGAUGGGAACUCGGAUUUAACAUCGGUCUCCUCCCUCACCACGACAUGGCAAUCAAGGGCAUCCAACGGCUCCAACCAUCCCCGCAGCCCAAGCAACCAUUCACGUUCCCCAUGCUUCGAGUCAUCCAUCAGCAACUCAACUUCAACUCAGCCCAUGACCGUGUCUUAUGGGAGGCUACGGUCAUGGGCUUCUUCUUUCUCUUGAGGCGCAGUGAAUAUCUUCGUGACGGCGCACAUCAAUACCAAUUCGCAAUCCGACGGUCCGACGUGUGUUUCUACGACCGCCAAGGACGACGCUGCGAGCGCAAGCAAAAUGUUCAUCGAGUCCAGAUCAACUUUCGGGGCGGCAAAAAUGACCAAGCUGGAGUGGGUGUAUCGCGGUCACUAGCUACAUCGACAGUCUCGUGGUGCUGUCCCGUACGUGCU
This is a messenger RNA of Phytophthora sojae, 483 nucleotides long. RefSeq lists its product as hypothetical. The transcript has a single exon. Lineage: Eukaryota; Oomycota; Peronosporomycetes; Peronosporales; Peronosporaceae. The annotation marks the transcript as partial. The record is from RefSeq and is a predicted model, not a curated record.